Molecule: messenger RNA, 496 nt
Organism: Rhododendron vialii
Lineage: Eukaryota; Viridiplantae; Streptophyta; Magnoliopsida; Ericales; Ericaceae
Product: sm-like protein LSM2
Exons: 4
Coding region: 50-331 (93 amino acids)
Biological process (GO): mRNA splicing, via spliceosome
Cellular component (GO): P-body; U6 snRNP; Lsm1-7-Pat1 complex
Molecular function (GO): RNA binding
Source: RefSeq, a predicted model, not a curated record
AGGAGCAGAAAAUUAUCUUUGGACUCUCGGAGUACCCAAAACAGCAAACAUGUUGUUCUUCUCGUAUUUCAAGGACCUAGUGGGCAGAGAAGUGACUGUUGAACUGAAGAAUGACCUAGCGAUUCGUGGCACUCUGCAUUCGGUUGACCAGUAUCUCAAUAUUAAGCUCGAGAACACUAGGGUUGUGGAUCAAGACAAGUAUCCUCACAUGCUGUCGGUGAGGAACUGUUUUAUCAGAGGAUCCGUGGUGAGGUAUGUCCAGUUACCUCCGGAUGGAGUUGACAUUGAACUGCUUCAUGAUGCCACGAGAAGAGAAGCUCGCGGCGGCUGAAAUUCAACAGUAAAGAAUUCAGUGUAAUUUUCAUUCCAGUUUGAGAUGUAAUUGUUUCUGGCUUUGGAAAAACUUGGCCUUUGCAUUUCCAAUAGCUUGAAGUUGUAUUUGUUUUUUUUUUUGGGUCGAACCUGAAGUUUAAUUAGGUACUUUUGAGUUGCUCUC